AUCACAACAAGUUAUGACGACUGCUGUAUUGUUUUAACGUUUGUUCAGUUUCUGUGAAUGUUUUUUUGAAUACUUUCAAUAAUGAAGAAAGUGUUUUUUAUAUAUUUAACAUGCUUGCUAUUCGACUCCAUUAAAGCAGUCUUUUGAUUUUGUUUUUAUAAUGAGAAGAACUUGGAUUGUUUUUGACAUGUAUUUCAAAUAUAAUAAUUCUACUAAAUAUUUUGAACAUGAGCUGCACAGAUUCACCUUUCAACGAUCCGAAUUACUUUGUAUACUUCCAUUCACUGGAUGAUAAUUUAAUGAAAAUGGGCGAGCAAUCAAAGAAAAUGUGCGAAAAACUGGAAAUGAAUGAAUGCUGCUUUACUGUCAGAAAUGAAUAUGAGAAAGACAUAAAAGUUUUCAUGCAAAGUGAAGAAUGCUAUAAGUGCAAUCUGUUGGAGCAAAUGCACAUUCCUCCAGGAUCUGAAGACAACAUAACUAUUAAUGUUGAAUUUGGAAGGCAUUAUGAAAUAGAAAUAGUUUCGGAAAACUUUACAAAACUAUGCAAACAAGAGUUUCAAGAAGGUGGAAUGUAUGCAUUAAAUUUCACGGGAAACUGGACAGUAUGCUCAGAUAUAAAGACUACGAACAAACUGCACAACAUAUAUUUACCUCUUCUGUAUGCAUUUCUAGUUUAUCUCUCUAUUGCCAUAUUGUGGAUUGUUGGAAAAUAUCUUUAUAAGAGAUAUUUUCAUAAACUCUUAAAGAGGGAUUCUAUUGAAGUUUCAUCGGAAGAACUUAAUGCCGGUUUAUCAAACUCAGUAACUCAGGUUUCUCAAGCGGGAACCAAGAAACGAAGAUUGAGAUCAUUAGAUACUUUCAGAGGACUAUCAAUUGUAAUCAUGAUAUUUGUAAAUUAUGGAGGUGGAGGAUAUCAGUUUUUCAGUCAUGCGGUGUGGAAUGGAUUAACAGUAGCAGAUCUAGUGUUUCCAUGGUUUAUUUGGAUAAUGGGUGUUUCCAUGGCAUUUUCUCUACGUUCUCUACUUAGAAGAUCAACACCCCGACUCCGAAUAUUUCGCAAGAUUGUAAAGCGUACUCUGAUUUUAUUCUUAUUAGGAUUGAUGUUAAACACUUUUAAACCUGAAAAAACUGAUUUGAGAGACUUAAGAAUACUUGGAGUAUUACAAAGAUUUAGUAUUUCAUAUUUCGUGGUUGCUACUGUUCACAUGUUUUUUGCCAAACCACAGGAUGUAUGUGCGCAUACAAAGUGGGCAGCUGUUAGAGACAUUGUCUGUUAUUGGAUGGAAUGGUUGAUAAUGUUAUCACUUUUGGCAGCUCACAUCCUAUUAACAUUUCUUUUAUAUGUACCAGGCUGUGGACGAGGUUAUCUUGGACCCAAUGGUCUGUAUGAUCAUGGGAAAUACGAAAAGUGUCGUUAUGCUGGAGGAGCUGCCAGUUAUAUCGACUACCAUGCUCUUACUUGGAGUCACAUGUAUCAACACCCAACAUUAAGAAAACUUUAUGAUCCAAACAACGAAUUUAGAAUUAUCUAUGAUCCAGAAGGUCUAUUGGGAUGCCUGACUUCCAUAUUUCUGGUCUUUUUGGGAUUGCAGGCAGGGAAAAUUUUACUAACUUAUAAAGAGUGGAAGCCAAGGGUAAUGCGGUGGAUGCUCUGGGGUAUUUUAACGGGCACUGUUGCUGCAAUUCUGUGUAAAUGUUCAAAGAAUGAUGGAUGGAUACCUGUCAACAAAAAUCUAUGGUCUGUUUCUUUCAUAAUGGCAACAGGCAGCAUGAGUUUCAUUCUUUUAAGUAUUUGCUACAUUUUCUGUGAUGUUUUAAACUGGUGGAAUGGAUCGCCAUUUUUCUUUCCCGGAAUGAAUUCCAUUUUAUUAUAUGUUGGUCAUUCCAUGACCGGAAAGAUGUUUCCCUGGGCCUGGGCAGUGGAAAACACUCACGGCUACCGUCUUAUGAUCAAUCUGUGGGCCACGUCGCUAUGGGUCCUUAUUUCCAUAUGGUUAUACCAUAAAAAAUUUUUCUUGGCCAUAUAGUUUUUCUUUCCAUAGGAUUCUUUUUGUAAGAUAUCCACUGUUUAACCUCUGUCACAAAAAACUAACUUUGUCUGCAUCCAAAGUCUAAAUACAGUAGUUUAAUUGUCAGGUUUAACAUGUGGGCACACUAACAGAAUAACCAACAAUACUCUAGCUUGCUAUCAGUUGAUCUAUAAACUGUUCUCAACAGUUUGUACAGGCAAACCAGUUCUAAACAAUAGAUGACUAUAAAAUUAAUGUACAAUCAUUCUGUACACACAACAUUAAUGAAAUGUUCAAUGCCAUGAUGUUGUAAAUGCAAUGUUUAUCUGCUGCAAAAAAUAUUGUGCAAUGGUGGUACUGUAAGGGUGCGACUAUGCAAACACGAGCAAGCGAGAAUAUGUGGCGAGAAGAGGCAAGACGCGAUAAAUAUCAAAACCUGUCAGAUAUGUGCGAGAAUCAGAAAUUCGCUCUCGCCAGCAUUAUUUCUUGCUUCUCGUUUGUGCAUGGUUUUCCUUUGCGAAAACUAAAUCGCUCACUCUAAAUUCGCGUCUGCGUAGUUGCACCCUAAGUGGCUGUAUUUUGAAGUUGAAUUUAUGUGCAAGCCUUAUGGCAUUGCACGCUGCAGGUAUAUAAACAUAUCUGACAUUCCAAUAGAAAAAAUGCAUAUAUUUUAAAUACCAUGCCCACAUGAUUUAAAAAAUCACUUUGUCCACGACAUUAAUUACUCAUUUAAAAAUAUUCCUACAGUUUUUAUAUGGAUGGCAUAUUUUUGUAUUGUUUAACUUUGUACUGUAACAAAAGCAUUACAGCAAGUUUGAUAAAAUUAUUUUUAUUGAAUUUUGAUCAUUAAUAUAUCCAAAUGUUACAACAUGACUUAUUUUUCUACAAUAAAAAUGAGUAGAGAGAGUUUCUCCAUGUAAAUAUUUAAGUAAAAUAAAAUAUAUAUAAGUUUAUAUUAA
Centruroides sculpturatus (bark scorpion) is the source of this 2968-nucleotide messenger RNA. RefSeq names its product heparan-alpha-glucosaminide N-acetyltransferase-like (gene Hgsnat). Bases 228 to 2027 code for a protein of 599 amino acids. NCBI's taxonomy places the organism in Eukaryota, Metazoa, Arthropoda, Arachnida, Scorpiones, Buthidae. The record is from RefSeq and is a predicted model, not a curated record. The transcript has 18 exons.